AUGAGUCAUCCACCCUGGCCUCAAUCUUUAUUUCAAGAUAGUCCACUGGCCCCCCGUCGUCAUCCCUCGGAUUGGAUGAAGCCACAAGAGUCGCUGGCUCAAUCGAAAGUUCAAGAACCUACACAAAACUUUACACCGAGCGUUUCUGGAGCUCAGAGCUCCUUCUAUGGUCCUCUACCAAAAGAACAGCAACGAUUUCCUACAAAAGACUCGGACAAUACUGAAACUAUGGAGAAGGGCAAUGGGGAGAAUUCGCCGCAACUCCCAGGACCGAAUAAUGCCGAAGUUAUGGGCGGUCACAUUGGAGAUAAUUCGGCACCCCUUUCAAAGUCAAACAAUGAUGAAGCUUUGGGAGUUGGAAACGGACACAACCUGGCGUCUGAUCUUCGGGGCCAGCUUCUUUCGCGGAAUUAUUUCGUCUUUCAUAUGGACAAAGGCUUUGUCCUCAGCUACAGUAAUUUAAAUGCCACUGCUCUUUCUUACGUUUUGUAUUAUAUCAAUCAAAUUUUGCCCACAGUCAAGCGGGAAGACAUUAUCAGUACAUACAAAACAAUGGUUCAGAUGGAAAUGAGCGACCCUGCUAUGGACGGAAAAUCGUUUGAGGAUCGUCUAAUAUAUCGGAACGCAGCGUUACUUAAACAUUUUCACUUGGAUCCGAUGACAAUCCCCGAUAUUUGCCACAGACUGGUUGUAACAUGCAGCAAUAGGACAGUCCCCGUGAUCAUGCUCAACGACGGACGUGGUUUUCAACCUCUAAUCGCUCUUCUCUGCCUUCUCAAAAAGAAAGUUAUUUUUAUGGCUGACUUCGAAGGGGAUAGCGGUGAUGCAAUGUUGAAAGGUCAUUUAGACCUGGUUCUGACAAAUACGAUUAAUAUGGUGGGAAUUCCAGCCCUUUCCGUGUUAGCAAGAGCUCCGGUUUAUAUACGUGAUUUUUUCGGAGUUAACAAUCCCAUGAUGGAAGAGGUAUUAAAAGCUCCAGCUAUGGUUUUAGGGAGCAAAGAAGAUCAAUUACUGAAAAGGAUAAUGGAGGAUCUAUCAUGCAAGGAAGAUGAUACGGUGUUUGUGGGCAGUAGUACAUAUCCCUUUGAACCUCCAACACUGCCGGAACUUCUGCAGGUGGACACCACGGCACUGAAGGAAGACUCGCAAGUGUCUUCCACACAGAGGAUGCGGUACAAAGUUGAUACAUACACUACUCUGGAAGAGAUUCUGGCGGGCAAGUUUCAAUGA
Sclerotinia sclerotiorum 1980 UF-70 is the source of this 1230-nucleotide messenger RNA. RefSeq lists its product with no specific name. NCBI's taxonomy places the organism in Eukaryota, Fungi, Ascomycota, Leotiomycetes, Helotiales, Sclerotiniaceae. The record is from RefSeq and is a predicted model, not a curated record. The transcript is spliced from 2 exons. The coding region runs from base 1 to 1230 and encodes 409 amino acids.